CCGGAAGUUCGAUUAACCAACGGCGGCCUACAGCGGGCAGGAGUGCCUGAGAUCCUGACAUGGAGCGGAGGAAGGUCGGAACCGUGCGGGGAGCCCAACGGGAGGAGAAAGCUAUCCCCCGGACGGCCACCCCGUUCAUGGACUUCCCGUUUUUGCCCGGACACCCCCAGCUGGCGGAGAGAGUUCGGAAGCGUCUGUACUAUGGCUGGGAUGCCGAGUGCUCCAUGGAGAACCUGUCCAGCCCUGUGGCCGACAUCGCCGUGGAGUUACUACAGAAAGCUGCUCCCAGCCCCAUCCGUCGCCUGCAGAAGAAGUACGCCGUUCACGUAUCCAGGGAGGCUUGUAUCUCUCCGUGCUCCAUGAUGCUGGCCUUGGUUUACAUCGAGAGACUUCGGCACAGGAACCCGGAGUACUUGCAGCAAAUUUCAUCAUCCGAUCUGUUUCUCAUAUCCAUGGUGAGUAGCGAGGUCCGGUCAUGUGAUCUUUGUCCUCCGGUGUUUUUCUCUCUGCAGUCUCACUGGGGAUUGCACAGCAAACCUGCUUUUCCUGUCGGCCAGCCGCAGCUGGAAGUGGCCUUGCGGGUGGCACAUGCAGGCAUUCGGAUGAUGCACGGGACGGCGCGUGUGACGGCGGCUGCAAAGAAACAAACAAUAUUCAUCUGGAGCCGAGCUGAUUGCCAUCCGCUGACUUGGCGUUUCUUUGUUGGUUUUGCCUCAGCCCAGUAUGCUGACUGGGGACUGUACACGCAUCCGGGGGAAUUCUUUGAAGUGCUCCGAUGGCUGGAGGGCAGUGUUGCAGAGCAGCAAGGUAUGAAGCGGGGCUGGUUCACUUACACAGACCUGUCGGUGCUCCUGGAACAGGAACUGUGGCAGAAAGUUUUCAAUGAUGUCUGCCAGCAAGUCACCAAGGUGGCUUGUAUCCUUGGCCUGGUCUACUUAACCGGAGUUGCCACUUUAUUUGCUUCAGUUGCCGUCCUGCACAAGGCCACCUGGGAGAUUAACGGGACAAGGCUUCUUCCUAUCACAGGACCCAUCCCGGACGUGUCGGUGCCUCUGUUUUUUCCAGCUCCACUUGAAGAAAUCCCUGCUACUCCUACCACCGUUCUUCCAUGCUCCCUGGAGGAGGAGUGCACCGAGAGAAAGUCAAGCGUCACAGCCACUGCACUGUAUCUCUGGGGCUCGGUGCUGACCGCGCUUACCUACAAGGACCCGGGCGGCACCGAAGGGGAAGAGUUACCACCCCCCGGCCAGCACUGCCCCUACUGCUCUAAACCAAAACCACCCAGCAGUCAAGAAAACACCACACGCUGCACCUCCAACCAGCCACUCGUUCAUGCCUUUCCCGGACUGGAUCUCUACAGCUUUCCCGACCUGCUAGUCUGUUCCAACUGCCCAAAUUCUUGCACUAUAAAACAUCCUGAACGACGCCACUCGCCUGACCACGAAUCUGAGACUCGUCUGUCCGAUACCUUGGAGAUCAAAACGUCUAUUUGUACAGACGCAAGUCUUGGAAGACUGAAAACUUUCAUCGUUCCGGGCUAGCCUACGUGAGAGGUCUGGCCCCCCUCUUGAUGACGCUUGCAGUAGUCAAGAUGUACGUUCAUUGUACAAUGCCGCAAAGCCAAUUAUAAUAGAUUGUAUGUAUUUUACACUCGUUAUUUCACCAAUUUCUUUCUUCACACACUUGGCUCUUCUUGUAUCGUGUAGCUGAGAGAGGAACA
Messenger RNA from Nanorana parkeri, 1720 nucleotides. RefSeq names its product cyclin Pas1/PHO80 domain containing 1 (gene CNPPD1). NCBI's taxonomy places the organism in Eukaryota, Metazoa, Chordata, Amphibia, Anura, Dicroglossidae. The record is from RefSeq and is a predicted model, not a curated record. The coding region runs from base 60 to 1541 and encodes 493 amino acids. Gene Ontology annotation, cellular component: cyclin-dependent protein kinase holoenzyme complex; nucleus. The transcript is spliced from 7 exons. Gene Ontology annotation, biological process: regulation of cyclin-dependent protein serine/threonine kinase activity. Gene Ontology annotation, molecular function: cyclin-dependent protein serine/threonine kinase regulator activity; protein kinase binding.